GGCCGCACGCUCCACGCUGGAGCCCAUAACGCAGGCCGGCAUCAUGCUCAUCGUGGGGGUAGCCAUCGUCCUCGCCAACAUCCUCAUCAUCGCUACCUACCUCUCCUUCCGCGGUCCAUCAGAGAUGAUCAACAUCUAUCUCCUGUCUCUAGCAGUAGCAGACCUUCUCUGUGGCUUAUUCGUAGUUCCACUCUCAGUGUAUUCAGCCUGGCUACAAAACUGGAUCUACGGAGAUUUGGUGUGCCGCUUGAUGGGGUAUCUUGAAGUAACGCUCUGGAGUGUUAAUGUCUUCACCUUCAUGUGGAUAAGUGUUGAUCGGUAUCUGGCAGUGCAAAGACCGCUUCGGUAUGAUACAGUGCAAAAGCGUACCCACUGUCAAUGUUGGAUGGUGUUCACAUGGGUCUCUGCUGCAAUGUUGUGUUGCCCUCCACUGCUGGGAGUCAAUAAGCCACAUUUCGACCGUGAUGCUUUUGUCUGCAUGUUGGACUGGGGAAAUAUGGCUGCCUACUCUAUAACAGUUGCCAUACUGGUGCUAGGCCCCAGUCUCAUCACAAUUGUCUACACAUACUACUACAUAUUUUCCAUGAUGAGAAUGGUGCGAAGUGGUGUCCCAAUACAUGAUAAAGAAUAUGCAUCUGCUCUGACUGAAAACUUGUCUAACCCAAGUCACAUAAUGUCUUUCGUGCUUGUGCUGACAUUUUGGAUUUCAUGGACACCGUAUGCAACAGUCAAGUUCUAUGAGUACUUCACAAACAGCAGGUAUCAGGUGCCAUAUCUACACUUUGUAAUUGUGUGGAUAGGUAUUCUGAACUCUUUCUGGAAAAUAGUGAUCCUCAUCGCUCUGAGCCCACAGUUUCGAUUAGCAGUGCGUGUCUUCUGUAUCAGACUCUGUUGUCGCUACAAAGGCAGACUGCAGGGUGAGUUGAUUGACAUGGAUGAUGAUGAUUAAGACUAUUUGUUGCUUAGUGGUGAAGUGACUACCUUCUUGCUCUGCAGUUGUGUCUGACAGGAAUCAGGUGUUGUGCAGGUGUCUCAGGGAAUGCAUUAUAAUAUAUACAUCUCUGUAGCUAUGUUCUAUUCUGAAAUGGCUCACAGCUGUUUGAGAGAUGGAAGCUAACUUUCAUUUCUUACAUCUUGAUGCAACAACAUUCUAAAUGUCUCUUUUUCAGAAAAAGUCUUGCGAUUAAUAUAUUCCCCUUG
Messenger RNA from Schistocerca piceifrons (Central American locust), 1200 nucleotides. Its product is annotated as G-protein coupled receptor 52-like. NCBI's taxonomy places the organism in Eukaryota, Metazoa, Arthropoda, Insecta, Orthoptera, Acrididae. Bases 44 to 949 code for a protein of 301 amino acids. The record is from RefSeq and is a predicted model, not a curated record. Gene Ontology annotation, cellular component: membrane. Gene Ontology annotation, molecular function: G protein-coupled receptor activity; peptide binding. The transcript is spliced from 2 exons. Gene Ontology annotation, biological process: G protein-coupled receptor signaling pathway.